AUGCACUCUUCUUCAAUCGGGCUUCGUACGUAUUUCGAGCUUAUCGAGCUUGGACUAGGAAAUGAAUUCCCUAAUUUGAUGCGGGGAAUUGACUUUAAUCCUAUAAAAGGGUCCAACGGACUUUCUACCGGUUCAGUCAUUUUGAUGACAUACUAUACAAUUUUCACGGCUAUUCGCCAAUACACUUUAAAAGGUAAAAUAGAAAAAGCAAAACUCAAGCAUCGUGCAAAAUUUGAGCCUCCUGUAAACGCUCAACCUCACUCACAAAAUUGUUUUUGCUCAAAAGCUUGUAUUCAUCGCUACGACAAAAUAAUUUCUUCGCUGCAACGUAAACUUUAUACGUCUGGAAGUAUUAUUCGGCAACUGAAGACCGAUUUGGCCGAAGCUAAUCAGAGAGAGGCUCCCAACAAUGAUUCCGGUCCUUCUUCAUUGGGUUCCAGUAGUGCAUCAAUAGAUUGA
Messenger RNA from Meira miltonrushii, 459 nucleotides. RefSeq lists its product as uncharacterized. The transcript has a single exon. NCBI's taxonomy places the organism in Eukaryota, Fungi, Basidiomycota, Exobasidiomycetes, Exobasidiales, Brachybasidiaceae. Bases 1 to 459 code for a protein of 152 amino acids. The record is from RefSeq and is a predicted model, not a curated record.